Messenger RNA from Chanos chanos (milkfish), 1176 nucleotides. It is a transcript of the gene dhrs12, whose product is annotated as dehydrogenase/reductase (SDR family) member 12. The record is from RefSeq and is a predicted model, not a curated record. The coding region runs from base 19 to 981 and encodes 320 amino acids. The transcript has 10 exons. Lineage: Eukaryota; Metazoa; Chordata; Actinopteri; Gonorynchiformes; Chanidae.
ACAAACAGCCACCUAAGGAUGUCUUUCUACAGAAACGCAGUUUGGUUUGUCAAAGGCCUUCAAGAAUACACAAAGAGCGGAUAUGAAGCGGCGGCAAAGCACUUUAAUCCCAAAGACCUGGACGUGAGUCUGAGUGGGAGAUCCUUCGUUAUUACAGGUGCAAAUAGUGGCAUCGGGAAAGCCGCGGCGAAUGAAAUAGCUAAGAGAGGUGGCACAGUGCACCUUGUCUGCAGAAACAAAGAUCGUGCUGAGGAAGCUAGAAAAGACAUUGUGGAGCAAAGUAAAAAUGAGAACAUCUUCGUUCACAUUGUGGACAUGUCCAGUCCAAACCAGGUGUGGGAGUUUGCCAGUACUUUCACACAGAACCAUAGUUUACACGUGCUGAUUAAUAAUGCCGGUUGUAUGGUGAAUCAGAGAGAGCUGACUGAGGAUGGUUUGGAGAAAAAUUUUGCUACCAACACACUCGGCACCUACAUCCUGACAACAGCACUGAUUCCCACUCUGAAGACAGCCCAGGAUCCACGUGUGAUCACGGUGUCGUCGGGAGGCAUGCUGGUACAGAAACUGAAUGUGGACGACCUGCAGUUUGAGAAGGGCACGUUUGAUGGCACCAUGGCGUACGCUCAGAAUAAAAGACAGCAGGUGAUAAUGACAGAGCGGUGGGCCGAACAACAUAAAGAGAUUCAUUUUUCUUCUAUGCACCCUGGAUGGGCAGAUACACCAGCUGUACAGUCAUCAAUGCCAGACUUUCAUGCUAAGAUGAAGAACAAACUGCGGACGGAGGCUCAGGGAGCAGAUACUGUGGUGUGGUUGGCUGUGGCAGAGGCUGUCAGGAAACAUCAGAGCGGCCUGUUCUUUCAAGAUCGGAAACCUGUUGCUACUCACCUUCCCCUGGCCUCCUCCAGGUCCUCUCCCGGUGAUGAGGAGAAACUGAUGAGCAGUCUGGAACAACUGGCCACCAAGUUCAAACCAUCAUCUUAGAGCUCCCGGGUCCUAAAGCCCUCAUAUUAAACUGGAGAAAGAUUUAAGGGCUUUAUGUCUUGUCCAUACCCAGUACGCAGGUUGGAGGUUCUGGUUUGGGUUGGAUAGUAAGACUUUGCUUAACACUUUGGGAGAAUUCUUCUACAGAGGUCUUAAGUGAGGAUAGACAGACUAACAGUGACAAAAUCAACGGUG